CUUUUUUAAACAGCCGAGCCUUCUUCUGAAAUUCGACACUGCCUCACAAGGGCAGAAGGUUGCUACGACAAGCGGGACUACCUAUUUCCCCGCCCUUUAGUGGCGGAGCAGACAUACACAGAAGGAACCAAUAAGCGAAGCAAGCCGUGACUGGUUAGUGCCGCUGUCGCCUCCUCGACUUGCUUUCUUGCUCGGCUGCCCGGCUGCCAUGGAGGAGCCUGCGAAGGGAGCGACAGCGAGCGCGCCUCUUCGGCUGGGAGUUCUGCUGCGGCACCUCAUUCCCUUUCGGCCGGCAGGUCUGGCCGCUGCCGCCGCGCUCACACCGUUUCCUACGUCAACCCAAACAGCUACUGUAAAAUACCCAAUUCAAUACCGUUACACCUUGGAUAAUAAUCUUCUAAGCACAGAGCAAAGGUGUUUCUAUGAGGAGAAUGGGUAUCUUGUCAUAAAAAAUCUGGUCUCUGAUGAGGACAUUGAACGUUUCAGAAAUGAGUUCAUAAAGAUCUGCAGAAAGGAGGUGAAGGUCCCUGGUCUGAUGAUCAUGAGAGAUGUGUUAAUUGCCAAGUCAGAGUUUAUUCCAGAUCAGAAAGCAGUUUCAAAAAUACAGGAUUUUCAGGAAGAUGAAGAGCUCUUCAGUUAUUGCACAUUGCCUCAGAUAAUAAAAUAUGUCGAAUGCUUCACAGGACCAAACAUCAUGGCUAUGCAUACCAUGUUGAUAAAUAAGCCUCCAGAUCCUGGAAGGAAGUCCUCUCGCCACCCAAUGCAUCAGGAUUUGCAUUAUUUUCCAUUCCGGCCUGCAGAUCGCAUUGUUUGUGCCUGGACUGCCAUGGAGAGGAUUGACCGCAGAAAUGGAUGCCUGGUAGUUCUGCCAGGAACUCAUAAUGGGUCUCUGAAACAGCAUGAUUAUCCUGAGUGGGAGGGUGGUGUAAACAAGAUGUACCAUGGUGUGCGUGAUUAUGAUAAAAGUAUGCCCAGGGUCCACCUUACUAUGGAAAAAGGAGACACAGUGUUUUUCCAUCCCUUGCUAAUCCAUGGCUCUGGAACAAACAGGACUGAAGGGUUUCGAAAGGCAAUUUCUUGUCAUUACGCAAGUUGUGACUGCCACUAUACUGAUGUGAAAGGCACUAUGCAAGAGAACAUUGAAAAAGAAGUAGUGGAAAUUGCAAGAACCAAAUAUGGUAUAAACUCACCUCUCACCCUAAAGGACGUUUGGAUGUUUCGAAGUCGUCUUGUUAAAGGAGAGAGAAUAAAUCUUUAGAAUUCUACCCAGAUGCCAAGACUUAGAAAAUGAUGUGCUGGUUUCUUGAACUGCCUGAGAGAAACUGUGAUCCCUUGCUCAAAAGUGUUCAGAAAUGUUUAUCAUGUUGAUUUUUUUCAAUUAUUAUGCAGUAAAAUAAUUUUGAAGUGUAUUCACAUUUAAAAAUGAAUGUUGAGGCUGAAAUUCUAGGCACACCUACUUGGACACAAACGCCGUUCCAUUAAACAUUACUUCUGAGUAAACAAUAUGCUUAAAUUCACACAGAGAGCCAGUCUGGUGUAGUGGUUAAGGUAUUGGACUAUGACCUAGGAGAACAGGGUUCGAAUUCUUACACAGCCAUGAAGUUCACUGGGUGACCU
This is a messenger RNA of Rhineura floridana, 1617 nucleotides long. RefSeq names its product phytanoyl-CoA 2-hydroxylase (gene PHYH). Gene Ontology annotation, biological process: fatty acid alpha-oxidation. Bases 209 to 1258 code for a protein of 349 amino acids. The transcript has 9 exons. Lineage: Eukaryota; Metazoa; Chordata; Lepidosauria; Squamata; Rhineuridae. Gene Ontology annotation, molecular function: phytanoyl-CoA dioxygenase activity. The record is from RefSeq and is a predicted model, not a curated record.